This is a messenger RNA of Oncorhynchus gorbuscha (pink salmon), 2202 nucleotides long. Its product is annotated as low-density lipoprotein receptor-related protein 3-like. Lineage: Eukaryota; Metazoa; Chordata; Actinopteri; Salmoniformes; Salmonidae. The annotation marks the transcript as partial. Gene Ontology annotation, cellular component: plasma membrane. Gene Ontology annotation, molecular function: protein binding. The record is from RefSeq and is a predicted model, not a curated record. The transcript has 11 exons.
UUAGCAUCAUGCAGUGGCAAGGUUGAUCUUCAUACAGAGAGAAGAGGUGUAAUCUACAGCCCCUCCUGGCCCCUCAACUACCCCCCCGGGAUGAACUGUUCCUGGAACAUAGAGGGGGACAGGGGAGAGGUUAUCACCAUCAGCUUCCCUAACUUUGACCUGGAGGAGUCCGGUCAGUGUCAGGGGGACUGGCUGCUCCUAGGACCCACCUGGAGAGAGGAGUACCGGGUGUGUGGCUCCCUCCUCCCACCUCCCUUCAUCUCCUCCAGGGGAAGAGUCUGGCUCUACUUCCACUCACAGGCCAACAGCUCAGGACUGGCUCAGGGGUUCAAACUGUCUUAUAUUAGAGGUCCCCUGGGCCAGUCCAGCUGUCAGAGGGAUGAGUUCCUGUGUGGUAACGGUAAAUGUCUUCCCCGGACGUGGCGCUGUAACGGCCUGGAUGAGUGCGGCGACGCUACCGACGAACGGAGCUGUGCCCCCCCUCCGACCCCUCCCCGCACCUCCCUCUGCCCACCCGGCACCGCCCCCUGUACCCAGGCCCAGUCCACUCGCUGCCUGCCCCCUUCGCUGCGCUGCAACGGAGCCCGGGACUGCCCCGAUGGCUCGGACGAGGCAGGGUGCCCCGACACGGCCUGCGGGAAACGCCUGGGGAACUUCUACGGAACAUUCGCCUCCCCGGACUUCUUCCGUCCCAACCGCAGCGCUGUGGGGGAGCUGAGGUGCUCCUGGCUACUGGACACUCAGGACCCUAAGCCCAUCGUGUUGCAGCUGGACCUGGGGUUAGGGCCAGGGGACUCCCUCCAUGUCUAUGAUGGGCUGGUCCAGAGAGCAGAGCGCCUCCUGCAGGCCCUGUCGCAUCAUAACAACAGGAGACCAGCCCUGUUAGAAUCCAGUAGAGGACAGAUGAGUCUGCAGUACCUGGCCCAACCACUCAGCCCUGGGCAUGGGUUCAACGCUACAUACCAGGUGAAAGGUUACUGUUUCCCUGGGGAACACCCGUGCGGAUUGGACCAGGGCUGUUACUCUGAACGGCAGCGCUGUGACGGGUACUGGCACUGCCCUACGGGGCGCGACGAGGAGGAGUGUCCAGUUUGCCAGGAGGGGGAGUACCCCUGUGAGGGGGGCAGUGGGGCCUGCUACCCUGCCUCUGAAAGAUGCAACAACCAGAAGAAGUGUCCAGACGGUUCUGAUGAGAAGAACUGUUAUGACUGCCAGCCGGGGAACUUCCACUGUGACACCAACCUGUGUAUCUUCGAGACGUGGCACUGUGAUGGCCAGGAGGACUGUCUGGAUGGUAGUGACGAGAGAGACUGUUUGGGAGCUGUACCCAGGAAGGUGAUCACUGCUGCCCUGAUUGGUUCUCUGGUCUGUGGCCUCCUCCUUGUCAUCGCUCUGGGCUGUGCCUUCAAACUCUACUCCCUCCGGACAAGAGAGUACAGAGCAUUUGAGACCCAGAUGACCCGUCUGGAGGCGGAGUUUGUUCAGAGAGAGGCUCCGCCCUCCUAUGGUCAGCUGAUCGCCCAGGGCCUCAUCCCUCCGGUGGAGGACUUCCCUGUGUACAACCCCAGUCAGGCCUCCAUGCUCCAGAACAUCCGUACAGCGAUGCGUAGGCAGAUCAGAAGACACUCCUCCCGCCGGGCCACGUCACACCGCCGCCUGAGGCGUCUUUGGAACCGUCUGUUCCACCGAGGGACCCGUCUCCGCGGCCAGAUCCCCCUCCUCACACCCCCCGGGUCUCAGGUGGCUCUGGGCCUGCACUCCUACCACACCUCGGAGGGACCUGGAGCCAGGGCUGGGGAUGGAGGUGGCGGGGCGGGCAUGGUGGGAGGCAUGGCAGGCAUGGGACCAGCAAGGACCCCCUCCCGCUGCUCUACAGCAGCAGUAGGCUUCACCCUGCAUGCCCACACCCAGGCCUUGUCACAGUCCCAGUCCUCCCACCCCUCCUUGGAGUCUCCCCCACUCCCCACCCUCCCCUCUGACAACUCCCAGCCGCCCUGCCACCACCCCCUGACCUCCCCCCAGACGUCAUCCCCCUCGGGGUCUUCAGACGACAGUCAGAGGUUCCAUGCCCUGGAAGUGCCAACCCAGGAGAGGAAGAGGAGGAGGAGGAGGGGUAUAGGGGUGCCUAGUGGACUGAACACCAGCAGCAGUGAGGAAGAGGAGGAGGAGGAGGAUGGAGAUGAGACUCUACUGAUCUGCUAG